Carassius auratus (goldfish) is the source of this 3713-nucleotide messenger RNA. RefSeq names its product FYVE, RhoGEF and PH domain-containing protein 3-like. Gene Ontology annotation, biological process: filopodium assembly; cytoskeleton organization. Gene Ontology annotation, molecular function: metal ion binding; guanyl-nucleotide exchange factor activity. The record is from RefSeq and is a predicted model, not a curated record. Gene Ontology annotation, cellular component: cytoplasm. The transcript has 19 exons. The coding region runs from base 347 to 2266 and encodes 639 amino acids. Lineage: Eukaryota; Metazoa; Chordata; Actinopteri; Cypriniformes; Cyprinidae.
GGAGUCGUAUCAGUGUGUGUUAUUGUGCAGAUGGACUGGUGUGUGUGUGUGUGAGCGUGGAGAGCACAGCUGAUUUGUCUCCAGCAGCGCUGCAGUACUACUGUGGAUCUAUAGAGUAGCCUCAGAAAAAAGAAAACCCCACCCACUUGCAGGCCAUGCCCCGCCCGGCUGACACAGAGGCCACGCCCCACUCCCUCAGCCACACCCACAACGCCCAGAGCACAGAAACCCAACGUGGCCCCUAAGCCUGUGCACCUGCUGACCCCCGAGAGCCAGGGUCCCGUCUGAAGGUUCAUCCAGGGCUUCCACAGCUCCAGGUUUCUGAGUCUCCGGCGGAGGAACUGGCAUGGAUCCUCCAGCCUCUCGAGAGCCGGACGCCAGCGGUCAGUCCCCACCGGUGCCUGAGGAUGGACUUACAUUUAAAGAAUGUGAAAUCUCUGAGCUUUUGAGAUUGUCCAGCUUAAACUCCUUCCCGACGGACUCAGCCAGUGACGCGGUGAUUACAGAUGAACUUCAGAAAGAGCAUCAGAGACACUCCAGUAGCGGUUUGGAGAAUAAUCACAGUGACUCAGACGCCGAGCGUCGUGAAGGGAGCAGCAAGCAUGGAGACGGUGAGCAGGAGCGGCCGCAGGGUCACGAGGGGACGGAGGCAGACGGGAAGAUCCCCAACCGGGACAGCGGCAUCGACAGUCCCUCCUGCGGGGGAGAGGGCGAGGGCUUCCCGAACGAGGAGCCCAUCGAGGAGGAGGACAGGAACGACAGCAGCACCACAGAGACAGAGUCAUGUGUCACCGCCGGAAACAAACGGGACUCCACGCAGGACGAGGACAGUGACCUGGACGAGGGGAGCUGUGAAGAUCCUGAGGGUCUGCCGUCUGAGUCGCAGAAGUUGUUGAACAUUGCUAAAGAGUUGCUUCAGACAGAAGAGGCGUAUGUCAAAAGACUCAACCUGCUGGACCAGGUGUUUUGUGCCCGUCUGACGGAGGCUGGUAUCCCUGCUGAGGUCAUCACAGGAAUCUUCUCCAACAUCUCCAGCAUCUAUCUGUUCCACCAACAGUUCCUGCUGCCUGAACUACAGACACGCAUCACAAAGGAGUGGAGCUGUAAUCCACGCAUAGGGGACAUCCUGCAGAAGCUGGCCCCGUUCCUGAAGAUGUACGGCGAGUAUGUGAAGAACUUCGAUCGUGCCAUGGAGCUGGUGAGCACCUGGACACAGCGCUCGGCUCAGUUCAAGAGCGUGGUCCAGAGCAUCCAGAAGCAGGAGGUGUGUGGGAACCUGACACUGCAGCAUCACAUGCUGGAGCCGGUGCAGCGGAUCCCACGCUAUGAGCUCUUACUGAAGGACUAUCUGAAGAAGCUGCCCACCAGAGCCCCAGACCACAGAGAUGCACAGAAUGCUCUGGAGCUGAUCUCCACCGCAGCGAACCACUCCAACGCUGCCAUCAGGAAAAUGGAGAAGAUGCACAAGCUGUUGGAGGUGUAUGAGAAGUUGGGUGGAGAGGAGGACAUCGUUAAUCCAGCUAAUGAAUUCAUUAAAGAAGGCCACUUGAAGAAGAUGUCAGCUAAGAACGGCAGCGCACAGGACCGAUACCUCUAUCUGUUCAAUAACAUGAUGCUGUAUUGUGUGCCCAAGCUGAGGCUGAUGGGACAGAAGUUUAGCGUCCGAGAGCGAAUCGAAAUCGCAGGGAUGGAGGUUCAGGAAAACGUCAAGCAGAACGUCUCUCACACUUUCACCAUCAUCGGAAAACAGCGCUCGCUCGAGCUGCAGGCCAGGACGGCUGAGGAGAAGGACGACUGGAUAAAAGUGAUCCUGGCCACGAUUGAGAAGCACAAGCAGAACAGUGAGACGUUCAAAGCUUUCAACACCUCCUUCAGCCGUGAUGAAGAGCACACGCCUGACACGCCGGGCCAGUGUACGAGUACAUGUGAGGCAGACGGAGCUCAGCACGAGAGGAAGAGCUCAAAGAAACGAGAGAAGGAGAGAGAAACAUGCAAAGUCUGCAGCGAGGCCUUCCACUUCACCAAGCGCAAGCACCACUGCAAGAGCUGCGGCGCGGCCGUCUGUGGGAAGUGUUCGAAGGUGUCUGAGAGCAAGAACAGCCGCGUGUGUAAGCCGUGUUUUGAAGGGCUGCAGGGAGCUGAAGGGACAGCAGGGGGCAGCACUGAGCCCAAGAGAAAACUGGAGAAGCAGCUGUCAGUUGCUCAGUCUUCUCAACGGACAGGAAGAGGAGAGGAGUUGGAACAAGAGCUGGGCGGCCAUCACUGAAGCACAGCUUUACCAGCAAACCAGUGCACAGGUCUCUCUGGCUGACAUCAGUGACAUGAGAAGAAGAACGAAUUCAAGAAUCGGAAUGGAGCUCCUGUCACAUGCUGUAAAGGGAGGAGCCAACAAGAUGUCAGUCACAGCCAGAGCCAAUAGGAUGCUCUCCUUCUCCCCCUUUAUAAAGAACUCCUGUUACUUGAAAUCACUUUAUCCUCAGCACUUUUUCACUCUUUCUUUUGAGAUAUUUUUUUAAAACCUUCACACAAUCAUUGCUCUUUCAGCAGCACUCACACAUUCACACCGUCGCGCCUUCAUUGAGUGCGAGAGUGACUGUUUGUCAAUGCACUGUUCACAUCUGCUUGUGUUGCACUCCAUGAAGAUGUUGAGAAUGUCUAGAUAAUGUUACGAUGAAUGUUUUUGCCUUUCAGAUGAGUUCUUAGUAAAAAGCAUUAAGUGGCUGUUCUUGUGAUGCACUGUCAGUUCACAGCUGUAUACUUCCUUUAGUUUUUUCUUUCUGAUUUUAAAAGAUGACAUGAACUGAAGCAGAGGAGAAAGCACAUAAAGCACAUCAUAUUUUACUCAAAAUCAAAAGAAAAAAAGGAUAUUUUGCAUAAAAGAAGCAAUUUUUUUUAUCUUCCGUUAUUUUCAUGGUAAUUUAGCAUAUUUCACAUCAAAUUCUCAUAAAUUCUCAUUUUCUUCAUGCAUAAGAAAAAUAAUGAUAUAUUUCAAAUGCCUAGUGUCCAUACACCGUGGUUGAAUUAGUUGUAUUGCCUUUAAAAGUUGUAUUGAUGUAAAAAAGUACAUUUUGACAAUUUUGACAGUAAUGAGAGUGUAAUUAGAAGUAAAUCACCACUGAGAAUGAGGAAAAGUUAAGCAUCAGCACACGUUACAGGAAUAAAAAUGAGAUGUUUUUAAUAUCACCAUGAAUAUACUUGUCAGAAUGUAAUGGUCCUACAAUGGCUUUAUUUUUCACAAUGCUUAAUUGUUCUUUGGUUUUUUUGAGUAUACCCGGUUUCGUAUUCACAACAUUGACUCACACGUCUCACGGAGCGUUCAUAAACUCAAGAGGAUACACAGCUUUAUUGUUUAAGGGCAGAUUACUGUGGCAGGCCACUUAAUAUUAUAGAUUUUCACUUUAGACUUUUCAGGUAAAGGUUUGGAUGAGAAAAGUUGGUUCAGGAACAGAGGGAAACCCAAUCCUUUAGCUCUUCACACCCAUUCACCUACGGCACACUUCUCUUUUGUGUAAAGCUGUAUGGUGACUGCAGCAGAAGUACUGUACGCCUGCACAGUCUGUGUGUCUGGAGGUUGAUCAUGGUCAGUAUGUAAUGAAUGAUCUUUAAACAUUGCAUUUGCUUCCCUUUUAAUAUUGUUUGAACCAUUGAAACAGAACCAGUAUUGUUAUGUGUAAAAGCAUGUCUUUAAAUAAAUGAGUAUCUGGUCACCCGUG